Molecule: messenger RNA, 3092 nt
Organism: Helianthus annuus (common sunflower)
Lineage: Eukaryota; Viridiplantae; Streptophyta; Magnoliopsida; Asterales; Asteraceae
Product: protein LONGIFOLIA 2
Exons: 5
Coding region: 277-2853 (858 amino acids)
Biological process (GO): regulation of monopolar cell growth
Source: RefSeq, a predicted model, not a curated record
UAAGUUUCCCUCUCAUUCUUAAAAUUUGACACCCAAUUCAAUUCCCACAAAAAUAACAAACAACAAUGCCUCCAUCAAAUACCCUUGUGCAGCAACUCUAGCAGUCUUUCUUUCUUUCAAGAACCUAAAAAAGCUACAAACUUUGGAUAUUUUAGUUUGCACCCAACAAAAGAAAGCAUCUUAUGAUAUCAAUCCAAUCCAAUCCAAUCAUCUUUUCAUAACAUCUUCAAGUCUUAAUUAGAAGAAGAAUUCAAGAAUCUGUUGUGGUGCAAGCAAAUGUCUAAUACCUUAAGAAGAGAUGAUACACAAGAGCUGCAGAAGCAAUUAGGAUGCAUGAAUGGGAUUUUUCAGAUCUUUGACCGGAGAUACCUUCUUGGUCAACGCCGCCAUAGCCAUAGCCACAACCAGAAGAAGCUACCUCAAGGUCAAAGUGACAAUGGUGAAAAAGAGGUCAAGAAUGUUAAGGAUAAAGCCGCAAAGGCGGUGGUCACAAAAGAGGAAGACAGGGUCUCCGUUGAACUGCCAAGAAACUCGUUUUCGUCUUCCAGCUCGUCUACUGUCAUGUCAUCAUUAGAUUAUAGCAAAAGAGUUCAAACAGAAGUGUCCUCUUCUUGCCAAAGUGUCAUCUCCGAAUCCUCUUCAUCUCCAUUUUCACGCCGAAAAAAACCAAAUUUAUCUAUACUAUCACCCGAUAUCCGAGCUGUAGUCAAAGAUUCAAUGACGAGAGAACCCCGUGUAGUGUCAAUCGCAAAAGACGAACGAGUAGGCACCGCAAUGAAGCAUAUCGACUCUCCGAGGCCAUUUCCGCCUCAAAAACACGACAGAAGCAAUCAAAACCUCAGGGAGACAGCACGGUUUUCGUGUGACGGGCGGGAGUCACGGUAUCAGUAUAUGAAGAUCAAAGAGCUUCCGAGGUUGUCGUUGGAUAGCAGACAAGGGUAUAUCAAUAAUUCUGCCAAUGAUCUGAUAAGUAAUAAGCGACCGUCAAGUGUUGUGGCGAGAUUGAUGGGUUUGGAAGCUUUAACUGGCACCAAUGAUGAAAGUAAAACGUUGAAAACAAACAGUUGUUUAAAUGAAGAACCGGUAAUCAAUUCAAGAUCAACAAAAGAGGAUAAACAAAAGCAUGACUCUACUUCUGUUUCUCCACAAAGGGGAGUCAAAGUCAAAGUCAAAGUCAAUCAUGUAAUGACAAGAAUACCCCUGGAAACGGCUCCAUGGAAGCAGGAAGGCGGUGGUCGGGGCCCGUUCAAGAUUAAGGAAAGCCCGUCGCGAGCCGAACAGGCUUCCCGGUCAAUUUAUGAUGAGAUUGAGAAACGGUUGACCGAAAACGAGUAUAAAACAGCUGGGAAGGAUAUCAGAGCGCUUAAGCAGAUUCUAGAAGCAAUGCAGAAGGCAAAAAAGAGGUUGGAGAAUAACGAACACGCGUUGGAUAAUAGCAGCAUUGAUGAUACUUUGAGCCAGAAAGUUGACCAACCAGUUUCCCCGACUACAAGUCAACAAAAGGUCAAACACGCAGAUGCAAGAAAGGAACCAGUUGGUAGGAAUCGGUUGAAAGAUCCGACUCUAAGAGACAGGAAGGUAACGGGUAGACCACCGUCAACUUCGAGUUUUCCAGAACAUUCUGGAGCUGUGAGCCCAAGACUGCAGAGAUCAAAGAACAGUAUGCAGUAUGGGCCAUCGUCCGACUGGACCAGGCCCAAGAAGCAACCCAGUAUGCAACGAACAAUACCGGGUUCAACAAACAGAAACUCAAAAGCAAAGUCCAUGGAUCCACUGCAAGACAGCAGUGAAACAAGAUAUAUAAGUCCACAAAGUGAUACAGUUUCCUUCCAAUCAAAAAAUGAUUCAGAAGUAGCGAGCAGCGAGUGGGCCCAAGAGGUCAUUAGCCCGUUUCGACCCAAGGAAAACCAGAGGAGUAAUAUCACGGAAAGGUUGACUGAAGAGAAGCCGACAGUUGACCAUGCUAAACAUACCAUAGAACAACCCAGCCCGGUCUCGGUCCUUGAUGCAUUCUACACAGAAGAAACACCGUCACCAGUAAAGAAGAAAUCUAUUGCAUUUAAUGAUGUUGAGAACUUACACUAUGAAGAAACACAAGAUCAAUCAAGAACGAAUAAGUUGGCAAACAGAACAAGCCCGGAUCGGUAUUCUAAGUUCAACACAAUGAAACUAGAAAGCGUAAAGAACUUAGUUCACCAAAUUGAAAUGUUGAACACACACACUGAUGAUUCUACUGUCGAUCGCACAGUAAAAUCUUCGUGCGAUGGUGAAACAGGAGAUCGCGAAUACGUAGAAGAUAUCAUAUUAGCCUCGGGAUGCUUAAAAGACCUGGACCGCACAACCACAAUACUUCAACUUCAUCCAACUGUCAGUUUGAUCAACCCUGGUUUGUUCCACGUGUUAGAGAAAACUAAAGCAUGCACAGAGCUUACAGACGACCUAUACAACAAAAACUUCACAGCAUCAAAAAUCAGAAGAAAAAUGGUAUUUGAUACAGUGAACGACGUUCUUAGCCACAAACUAGCCAUGUUAGGUCCUUUCGGGCCACACAAAGGAAAAGUUCUGAAUGGAGACAAGUUACUUAAAGAAUUAUGCGCAGACUUAGACGGUCUGCAAAACAAAUCAGAAAUAAGCGGAUAUGAUGAAGAUGAUGAAGUUACAAACAUCCUGAAUGUGGAUGUGAAUAAAAGGUCACCAGACUGGGAUGAACAUUGUCAUCAGGUUCCAGGUGUGGUGUUGGAUAUAGAGCGGUUAAUAUUUAAAGAUUUGAUUAGUGAGGUUGUCAACUUUGAGGUAACGAAUCUGCAGGACUGGCCCGUGAGGCCGCAUUGCAGGCGACUGUUUACCAUGUAGAAGUUGAAAUCUUGCGCGGUUUAUCUUCGCUUGGUUUAGAAGCAUAAGGUUAGUUUAGCGAAAACAUGUAUUUGCAAAGCGAAAAAAGCUUAUUGAAGGCGUAUAAACUAUAAUACAAACUAACUGCAUUUAUGUAUGUAUAUCUUGUUUGCUACAACUCAUGGAAUUGUAAUAACUGAAGCAGCAUGUAUUGUACAAUGUUUGACCAUUAUUGUGAAAGGUGUUUGAAAUUUGUUAUA